AUGUCCAAGCAGCGCACCGUCCUUAUCACUGGCUGCUCAGAAGGUGGAGCCGGCCAUGCCCUCGCUCUCGAGUUCGCAGCUCAGGGAUUUCGAGUCUUUGCUACCGCUCGAUCCACAAAGUCGCUGGCCCUGCUCCAGGAGAAAGGCAUCGAGACCCUGACGCUUGACGUGACCCGGCUGGAAAGCAUAUCCGCCCUUAAGACCGAGAUCACCAGGCGGACUGGGGGGAAGCUAGACGUCUUGUUUAACAACGCUGGCAUGAUGUACGAGGCUCCGGCGAUUGAAGCCGACCAGGAUCAAGUCCGGGAUAUGUUCAACACCAAUGUCUUUGGCCUGUUCGAUAUGGUCCGGGCCUUUACGCCCCUCCUCCUCGCCUCGGUCGCAGGCUCGACCACACCGCCUACCAUCAUCAACACUGCGUCGGUUGUAGCCCGGCUCCCUUAUGUAUAUGCUGCCCAGUAUAACGCCUCCAAGGCGGCUGUGUCCUCCUAUUCCGACACGCUGAGGAUCGAGCUAGCCCCUCUGGGCAUCAAGGUGGUUACUCUGUUUAUGGGAAUGGUAUCAACGAAACUCACGGCGCCCGACAAGGCGCAAUUCGCUCCAGACAGUCUUUUCAUCGAUGGUGAAUCGGGCCUCAAGGAGAGGUCCAGGCUUCAUCUGCGAGACGGUAUGAAGCCCGAAGAGUUUGCGCGACUGGUGGUGCAGCAUGUCCUGAGGAAGAAGCCGGCCCUCGGUGAGGGAGAGUAUAUAUGGCAGGGAGCAAAUGCGUAUGUUGUGUGGCUUCUCAAUGCGGUCGGAUGGAGGAAGAUUUUCGAUGGCACGGUCGAAGGAGGCGUGGGCCUAACUAAGGAGGUGAAGCGUGCCAUCUUCAAGAGAGGUCAAGCCAGCCUACCCUAG
This is a messenger RNA of Fusarium keratoplasticum, 897 nucleotides long. RefSeq lists its product as uncharacterized. Gene Ontology annotation, molecular function: triacylglycerol lipase activity; acylglycerone-phosphate reductase (NADP+) activity. Gene Ontology annotation, cellular component: lipid droplet; endoplasmic reticulum. Bases 1 to 897 code for a protein of 298 amino acids. The record is from RefSeq and is a predicted model, not a curated record. The transcript is spliced from 3 exons. NCBI's taxonomy places the organism in Eukaryota, Fungi, Ascomycota, Sordariomycetes, Hypocreales, Nectriaceae. Gene Ontology annotation, biological process: triglyceride catabolic process; phosphatidic acid biosynthetic process.